AAUUGCCGGUCCAACGCCGCAACGCGGCAGCUGCAGCAGCACCAAAUCCUACACCCAAACUACCUUCCCACCACCCAGAAAUCCCCCAAACCGACCACGACGCGAACAGAUUACAGAGCCCGUACGAGAAAAUUCCCCCACGGCCGCGAUCAGAUCAUCAGAAUCCAUGGCCCAGGCUCCGGCUCCGGCUCCGGCGACCACUUCCUACGGCUGCGCGGCGUGCGGAGCCGACCUGAACCUGUCCUCGGCGCACCUGUACCCGGCGGGGGUCUACUUCGAGGCCGGGAACAAGGGCACGCUGUCCUUCUCGUGGGCGGACGAGUCGCGGCUCCGGUUGGCGGCGGAGGACAGGAUCCGCCCCUUCUUCGAGACGCUCGACUACUGGGGCAUCCAGCGGAAGCGCACCCGGAUCAGCUGCGACGCCUGCGGCCGCCUCCUCGGCCACGUCUACGACGACGGGCCGCCGGUCAUGGAAGGCACCGGGCAGUUCGGGAUGGGCCCUAGCCAGGUCGUGCCUCGCCGGCCCAGGUACCGGUUCAAGAUCAAGGCCGUCACGCCCAUCGCCGGCGGCGGCGCGGCCAGUUCUGCCGAGGCUGCCUCCGCCUAGUCAAGGCUCAAGGCCCGGUGCUUCGACUUGUUUGUGCAAGUGUUCCACUGUAAUUGGUGCCUGUAAAAACGUGUGCACAUGUAUGUAAAUCUUGGUCCGUUUGCUGCAAUAAACUUGUCGCUAGGAUGGAAUUUGAUGUGAAUAUUUAUGAUUCA
This is a messenger RNA of Brachypodium distachyon (stiff brome), 762 nucleotides long. RefSeq lists its product as uncharacterized. Bases 167 to 607 code for a protein of 146 amino acids. The transcript has a single exon. The record is from RefSeq and is a predicted model, not a curated record. Lineage: Eukaryota; Viridiplantae; Streptophyta; Magnoliopsida; Poales; Poaceae.